Cyphellophora attinorum is the source of this 1797-nucleotide messenger RNA. RefSeq names its product GTPase-activating protein gyp1. Gene Ontology annotation, molecular function: GTPase activator activity. The coding region runs from base 1 to 1797 and encodes 598 amino acids. Gene Ontology annotation, biological process: activation of GTPase activity. The transcript is spliced from 3 exons. Gene Ontology annotation, cellular component: Golgi apparatus. Lineage: Eukaryota; Fungi; Ascomycota; Eurotiomycetes; Chaetothyriales; Cyphellophoraceae. The record is from RefSeq and is a predicted model, not a curated record.
AUGGCGAGCAAGAAGUCUCAGCAGGAGAUGGUGCAGGUCGGGAACAAUGAGCGAUCGGCCUCGCCUUUUUGGCGGAAUCGACCGUCAGUCGAGCGGCAGUCCUCUGGCACCAAACCAACGAAAGUCAUAGGCGCCUCCUAUUCGCACGCCGAUAUGCUGAAGUUUGACUCGCUGUCGCUCGGGUCUGGCUCACGGCCGCAGACGCCGCCUACGACCUCUUCGAAUCGAGCAUCACCCACACCUCCGGUCAACCGAUUCCAGUCGCCCGGCCGAAAGCCGUAUGGUGGUUUGGGCGGCUCCAGUCUGGGCAGUUGGGAUGUCAUCAACUCUCCUGACGGCGACGACGACAUCACGUUCAACGACGAGGAUGAGGACGAAUUUGGCCUGCCCAGUCUCGAGAGCAUGCGCAAGAGAAGGAAUGUGAAGAGCCCUGGUUUUCCUGAUCUGUCGCCCCAGCCAAGUCACACGAGCUCGCGAUAUGGCCAGUCGUCGAUGCUACAGCAUGUUCGGUCCAGCAGCUUCGAUAUUGCCGAAGAAAGGAACCCGCUGUCAUAUCCGAGCGCGAAGAAAGGUGAAGGCAAGAUUCUAAGACCACAGUAUAAGGACCUGUUGAAGGAUCCAGCCAAUUCAUUGCAUCUGAUUGAUCACCCGACGAUGGCUGCGGGCUCCGAUGCGAAAGCAGCCGAAGCACACAACACUCGAAUAUCUCGCAUAAACAAGUUCAAGAGAAUAUUACAAUCGAGUUCCGUAUCAAUGUCCGAGAUACGGUCCGCGGCGUGGUCUGGUGUUCCGGACGAGGUGCGUGCUGUAACAUGGCAAAUACUGUUGGGCUAUCUCCCCGUAAACAGCGAACGAAGAGUGGCAACACUAGAGCGUAAACGAAGAGAAUACGCGGACGCUGUCAAGCAAUCUUUUGGAGCCGGCACGACAGGUACCAAGAACGGCACUGGAUCAGGACUGGCCGGAAUGGCUUCCAAUCCUCCCGUCACCACUGGUCGUGGACGUGGACUAGACGAAUCUAUUUGGCACCAGAUCAGUAUAGACAUCCCACGCACGAGUCCGCAUAUUCCUUUGUACCAGUUUGAGGCAACUCAGCGGUCGCUCGAGCGUAUACUGUAUGUCUGGGCGAUCCGACAUCCUGCCAGUGGAUAUGUGCAAGGUAUCAACGACCUCGCUACGCCGUUCUGGCAGGUGUUCUUGGGCAUGUAUAUCACUGAUCUCAAUAUUGAGAGCGGCAUGGAUCCUGGUCAGUUGCCGCGGCCAGUCCUGGACGCUGUAGAAGCGGACACAUACUGGUGCUUGACAAAACUACUCGAGGGGAUCCAAGACAAUUACAUCGUCGGCCAACCUGGAAUUCAUCGCCAGGUUGCCGCCUUACGGGAUUUGACCACCCGAAUAGACUCCACGUUGGCGAAGCACUUUGAAGACGAAAGUGUAGAGUAUAUGCAAUUCAGCUUCAGAUGGAUGAAUUGCCUUCUGAUGCGGGAGCUGACCAUCCGGAACGUCAUCCGGAUGUGGGAUACUUAUAUGGCUGAGGAGAACGGCUUUUCUCAGUUCCACUUAUACGUCUGCGCAGCAUUUCUGGUUAAAUGGUCUGACCAACUACUGAAGAUGAGCUUCCAGGAGAUCCUGAUGUUUCUGCAAGCUCUGCCGACACGAGAAUGGACCAAUAAGGAUGUCGAGUUACUUCUCUCCGAGGCUUUCAUCUUCCACAGCCUCUUCCACAAGAGUAAGGCGCACUUAAGAGGAAGCAGCAAUAAUGAGCUCAGGAUGGGUGGGCUUGGUCCGCCUGGGUAG